AUGACGUUAUUCACUCGAGUGGUGUGGUUUACUCUGAUUUUUUUCUCGUCUACGUUUUCUUUGACAUCGGAAACAAAUGUGUUGUUAAAGCCCAAAGAUUCUUGUCGAAAUGAAUCCACCGUUCUGAGUGGAGAGAAUGGUUUAAUAACGGUUUACAACGCUGUUGCCAAACGAAACUGUGUUUUUCUCAUCUCUGUGCCUGAGCGCCGUUACAUUGAGAUCAACAAUAUCGAAUUUCAGAACAGUGAUCAGUCGUGUGCCCAGCAGCAUGUCGCACUAUAUGAUGGCGAGAACGAGCACUCGCCGUUGAUGGCGCGGUUCUGUCGUGAUCAGCAUGUGCACCCUCCAAAUAUCGGAUUUGCGUCAAGCGGAAGACACGUGUACCUUGUUGUAACGCAGGGAGGUGUGACAGGGAAUCUAACUACGUUUUACUUUCAAACAUCAUAUAAGAUAUGGCGGAAACCGCCACCCGUGCCCUUUGCAUUAUGCACGGACUAUGAUGGAAUUAGAUCGCCCUCUAGCGUACGUGGUGGAUUAAUUACUGCCCAUGAUGGCUAUCCUCAGCCAUACAACUCAGCUAAUACGUCAUGCAAUCUUUCUAUUACUGGAACUGAUCCAGACGAAAGGAUUUAUUUAAAUUUCAUGGAAAUGUCCACACAUGGGAAUGAAAAAGAGAAUUCUGGUUGCCUCCUUGUUACCAACGACGAUCCAUCUUCGCCACCAAAUAUUGUAGGAAAGUUUUGUGGAGGAGUCGCAUUCAAUAAUAUCACACCAAAGUCUUCCAAUUUGGUUCUUACACUCACAAGUCGUUCAUCUGACUCAACCUCAACCUGGAGUGUGGACUUUUUAGCAGCGUUUACAAUAUAUUAUAUUGCAGAUCCUGUUACUGGUCACUGUAAAAAUGGAAGCAACGAUUUUCAGUGUCGUAAUGAUUGGUGCGUUGCACGCUGGAUGAGAUGUGACGGGUCAUAUCACUGCUCCGACCAUUCAGAUGAAGACUUCUGUGAUAUGAUGCCAGCUACAUCGUACGUUGCCAUUUUGUCUGGCACCGGAUUAGGUUUACUCGGAGUUUGGAGCUUUAUAAUGGUGCUGUUAUUUGUUCGUUCCAGUGGGGCUAGAGAAGCGCAAUUCAGUUACUGUGGUCGUCGUAAGCAAAGAUCAAAUCGUUCGUGGAAUAGUAACCAUGGUAAUACAAAAAGCGGCGAUAACGAGUCAUGUGCGUAUAAUUGCAAUGAGAAUGGGAACAAGUUACACGUAGUACCCGCGCCCAGUGAACGUUCUUUACUGACACAAAACAACGUUCUUGUUUGUGAGAAGCCUGGCAUGUCAGCUUCCAUUUCAUGCCUUGAUAUCUUGGAGGAGGAGGGAAUACUGUGA
Saccoglossus kowalevskii is the source of this 1377-nucleotide messenger RNA. RefSeq lists its product as uncharacterized. The record is from RefSeq and is a predicted model, not a curated record. Lineage: Eukaryota; Metazoa; Hemichordata; Enteropneusta; Harrimaniidae. Gene Ontology annotation, molecular function: protein binding.